Rhizoctonia solani is the source of this 1845-nucleotide messenger RNA. RefSeq names its product N-glycosylase/DNA lyase. Bases 1 to 1845 code for a protein of 614 amino acids. NCBI's taxonomy places the organism in Eukaryota, Fungi, Basidiomycota, Agaricomycetes, Cantharellales, Ceratobasidiaceae. Gene Ontology annotation, molecular function: damaged DNA binding; 8-oxo-7,8-dihydroguanine DNA N-glycosylase activity. Gene Ontology annotation, biological process: base-excision repair; base-excision repair, AP site formation; nucleotide-excision repair. The transcript has 9 exons. The record is from RefSeq and is a predicted model, not a curated record. Gene Ontology annotation, cellular component: nucleus.
AUGGUCCCCAUUUUCAAAUCAAUCAAACUUCCUCUCGCUCAGCUUAAUCUCAAGGCAGUUCUCAAAUGUGGACAAUCUUUUCGCUGGACAAUGGUACCUUUGGAUCCUACCAAUCAGGACCUGAAACACACCAGAAUCGAUGACGAGGCAAACCCUCAUGAAUUACCCACUGAGGAAUGGCGUCUUACUUUGAACGACCGUGUCGUUUGCCUUCGACAAACAGAGAAUGAGUUGUUCUAUAGGGCUUAUUUCCCCACCAACGCUGCGCCAGACCUCUCCGACGACGCGCAGGAUUCAACUUUGCUGUGGCUCAGAGACUACUUCCAAUUGGACAUCGACCUCGAGGCUCUCUACGCUGAUUGGAGUAAACGAGACGCUGUUUUUCAGAAAGUAGCACCGCGUUUUCUCGGAUCCGGAUACUCAGACAAGAUCCUUGGGAAAACGUUCUUCAUAUGCAGCCAAAACAACCACAUCUCUCGUAUAACGUCUAUGGUUCAUUCUCUCUGCAUCCAUUUCAGCCCUCCAGUAUGUUCAUCCUCGGACCUCCCCGGAUCACCUUUGAACACCGCUUGGCAUUCCUUCCCCCCACCAAAAGCACUGGCUGAUCCAAGCGUGGAGACCAAGCUCCGUGAACUUGGAUUCGGGUAUAGAGCGAAGUACAUACAAAAAACAGCAACUAUGUUAUGUGAGAAACAUGAAGACCCCAUGAAGGCGCUAUUUGAGCUACGUCGGUUAUCUACAUCUGAGGCCAGGGAACGAUUGCUCGAACUACAUGGCGUUGGACCAAAAGUGGCAGACUGCAUUCUGCUGAUGUCGUUGGAUAAAGCUGAAGUGGUCCCCGUUGAUACCCAUGUUCAACAAAUAGCGACAAAGAUGUAUGGUUUUAAAUUCCAGGGGAAGCAACCCAAGGCUAUGAACCCGAAGCUUUAUAGCGAAAUCGCUAGCAAAUUCGCCAAUACAUGGGGGCCACAUGCAGGUUGGGCGCAUUCGGUAAUACUACUUGUUUUGCUAUGUGACCCAUCAGUAACUUGUGGCCGAUGGUGCUACGCUCCCGUUGCCCUCCCCCGCGCUAUAACUGGUGAAAUCCCAUUGGGCGAAUUGUCUACCUCUGAUUCCGUCAAACACGAAGAAUCUUCGCAAAGACCAGCCUCAAGGAGACGAAAGUCAAAACUCGAGCCCGACAGUAGCCUAAAGAUCGGAGAAGGAGAAGCUCAAGAAACACCUGAAGAUCUAACGCUUGCAGAACGAGUCAAAAGGCGCAAUCAUUUUCUGCGAUCUAUGGCCGAGCCCGUUAGCCAUGAACCUGAGAAAACCAAUAAUUCUAACGAAGUUGAGGUUCACUUCGCGGAUACCGUUUCCGUCGUGAUGGAGGUCAAUAAGAUAGCUGAAGCUCCGUUGAUUGACACGCCUCUCGAGCUUACUACGAAAGAAGAUACAGAUGCGGCCAAAGCAAACGAACAAAUUCGUCGUAGCGCCAGCGCCCUCCGAGCAGCAAGCGAGGAAUCACCAAUAGCUCCCGCCGAAGUGGCAGAUGGUGUUAAGAAACUCGAUAUAUCUUCCCCCACGAACAAGAAGCGCAAAUCCCAGGAUGAAACAGAGCAGUCUGAUACUAAGGGAGCAAGGGUUCGCGCAGGGGUCGCAAGCCUGGAGAGGAUAGAGAUAAUCCCGCCAAGAGUUCAACUCAAAGCUCUACCUCUAGGAGGCGCAAUAGCAUCCCUUCCCAGAAUGGACCAGUGCGAGAACUUAGGAGAAGUAAACGAAGAAAAUCAACGUCGUCCCAAUAACAGCGGUCCUCAAUCAAACGUCAAUACCAGAACAGUUUCGAUAGUAAUAAUGUUUGAUUAG